AGGAUCCUUCACAAAAGUAGCAUUUUAUUACAAAAAGGAGAACCUUUUUACGCCCCCCAGGCCUGACAAGUAAUGAUGUGGCAUCAUUGUAGUGGGCAACUGACACCACCUUACGUGGCGUUACCGUUACUGAAUAUUUGAUGAGUGUUGUCCUUAUUAAACAAACUUUCCUCGAUUUCUCCGUCCAAUUUACUUCUGUUUUCAUAAAACGUUUCUCAAACACAACGAAAGCCAGAACAUACCGUAUAGCCUGGAGUCGGAGAUCUUCCUCGAAUCGCAUUGCAGGAGAUGGAGAUGAGCACGGGGGAGCUUCUCAGCGUCGAUCCUCGCGAGCUUCAAUUCCCCUUUGAACUUAAGAAGCAGAUCUCUUGUUCUUUUCAAUUAGCAAACAAGAGUGAGGACUAUGUAGCCUUUAAGGUGAAGACGACAAAUCCGAAGAAGUAUUCUGUUCGUCCUAAUACGGGGAUUGUUUUGCCUCGUUCCACAUGCGAUGUUAUAGUUACCAUGCAAGCGCAGAAGGAGGCUCCUCCUGAAAUGCAAUGCAAGGAUAAAUUUCUCCUUCAAAGCAUAGUUGCAAAUCCAGGUGCAACCCUGAAGGAUAUUACCCCAGAAAUGUUCAAUAAGGAGGCAGGACAAGCUGUUCAUGAGUGCAAAUUGAGAGUGGUUUAUGUUUCUCCACCACAACCACCUUCACCAGUUGCAGAGGGUUCAGAAGAAGGUUCUUCACCGAAGGCAUUCCCGUUGGAGAACGGAAAUUUGAGUGCUUCUGAGGUCGCAAGAGCAUCUGAUGAACCACAUGACAAAUCUGCAGAGGCAAAAGCUCUUGUUUCUAAGUUGACUCAAGAAAAAAGUAUGGCACUUCAGCAAAAUAAUAAACUUCGUCAAGAACUGGAACUCUUGAAGGGCGAAAGCAGCAGAAAUCGUGGCAACCUUCCCUUCACUUUCAUAAUCAUUGUUGGAUUGCUCGGCGUCAUUUUUGGGUAUCUCAUGAAGUAGACACAAUUUAGUUCAAAAAAAUUGUCCACAUAGUAUUCAUUCAUCAAGUGUUCAUCUUAUGCCCUCAUCUUAUUCCUUAUUAUUUCUUCAACUCUCCAUAAAGAUAAUAUAUAGAGAGAGAAAUUCAUGGAGGAAAGACACAGUUGAAUCUAGGUUGACUUUUUUGUAUCAGAACGACUUACUUGGGUAGAUUCAUAUUGGUUUGUUAGCUGUUCAGAAUUGGGAAUUCUGGUUUGAUGAUAGUGAUACAUAGCAUUGGCAUCUUUUCUUUUUCUUUUUUUUUCUCUCUGUAUUUUUAAUUUCAGAUAACAAUAUCCAUAACGACUAUGAAGAGGCUUUCUAUGCAAGGAGAGUUUGUAAGAAU
Diospyros lotus (date-plum) is the source of this 1360-nucleotide messenger RNA. Its product is annotated as vesicle-associated protein 1-2-like. The record is from RefSeq and is a predicted model, not a curated record. NCBI's taxonomy places the organism in Eukaryota, Viridiplantae, Streptophyta, Magnoliopsida, Ericales, Ebenaceae. Gene Ontology annotation, cellular component: plasma membrane; endoplasmic reticulum membrane. The coding region runs from base 289 to 996 and encodes 235 amino acids. The transcript is spliced from 8 exons. Gene Ontology annotation, biological process: endoplasmic reticulum membrane organization.